CACAUAAAUUGUCCAUAAAUAUCGUGAUCGGAACUGUUGAAAUUGUUGCAAUUCAGUCGAAUAAAGACACUGCAAGCACCAAGACGUAAUUGAAAUGAUUGACGACAGCACGAGGAAGACAAUAGUCUUCUUUUUACUGCAAUUGGUUUUCUCAUUAUUCUGCAUCGAAGAAGUACACGCGGAGUUCAAGAAACCCUUAAACGAUGAGAUCGUCAUCCCGUAUUUUAUGGAUCUGAUAAAGAGUCAUGGUCGUGCAGCGGAAUGGCAUAAUGUAACCACCGAGGAUGGAUUUAUCUUGACAGUCUUCAGAUUGCUUCCUAAUUCAUCAGACUGUCACCAAAAGAAACGAGUGCUUUUUCUUCAGCAUGGAUUAGCCGGUGCCGCCGACUUCUUCAUCAUUUACGGACCCACUCAAAGUCUUGCUUACACACUCUCUGAUGCUGGAUAUGAUGUUUGGCUUGGAAACUUCAGAGGAAACACCUACAGCAAGAGGCAUCACAAUUUUCUGCAGGAUGACGCUAGAUUUUGGAAUUUUAGUCUGGAUGACCUGGCGCUGCUGGACUUACCAGCGAUGAUCGAUUAUGUUCUCAAAGCUACCGGACAAACAAAUCUGACAUACGUAGCCCAUUCGAGUGGCUGCACUGCUGUACUGAUGUUGUUGUCCGAUCGGCCAGAGUACAACCAGAAGAUCAAUUUGAACGUGAUGCUUGCACCAAUCGUGUUCUGGAAAUUCAAGAACCCUGCUGUUUCGUUCUACACUUUACCGUUUCGAUGGGUAAAACGAAUUCUUCCAAGUGCUGCUGUUCAGUUUGUACCUCGAACAAUGUUUGUCAGACCAGCUCUUGACAAGGUAUGCUUUCGUAGUUCUGUGCCGUUCGAUGUCUGUUGGUCACUGGUGGAUAUGAUUGCUGGAAAGGAUCAUGAGCAGAUUAAUCGAGAAAUCAUAAUGAAGUUUCUGGACUACUAUCCCGCUGGUACUUCACUCAAGAUAUUCUACCAUUAUAUUCAGCACAUAGACUCUGGGAAAUUACGACACUACGAUUAUGAAAGCCGUGAACGAAAUGUACGGCGUUAUGGGCGAGCUGAGCCUCCGGACUAUAACUUGAGGAAAAUUACGACUCAGUCAGUUAUAUUCCACGCUCUGAACGAUCCUCUGAGCACCACAAAAGAUACGGCGGUAUUGAUUGCAGAACUCAGUAAUUCUUCCAUGAUUUAUGAGGAAAUCAGAAACAGAAAAUUCAAUCACAUUGACUUCAUCAUUGCUAAAGAUGCCAAGAAGUUUCUCCUUGAUCCGUUAGUCAGAAUACUGAGGAAAGUUCAUGGCCCUCAAUGUUAAUCAAUUACUUCAACUCGUCACAUGAGACUCAAACGUCUCGUGCAUCAGCUAUCUGUUUCCUGUUGGAAAUUAUCUCCUUAAACGUCAAGAAAUAAACUCUAUAAAAAUUUGAGUCGAAUAUUUGAUUGUUUUUCUG
Messenger RNA from Fopius arisanus, 1472 nucleotides. RefSeq names its product lipase 3. The transcript has 6 exons. Gene Ontology annotation, molecular function: hydrolase activity, acting on ester bonds. Lineage: Eukaryota; Metazoa; Arthropoda; Insecta; Hymenoptera; Braconidae. The record is from RefSeq and is a predicted model, not a curated record. Bases 95 to 1336 code for a protein of 413 amino acids.